Molecule: messenger RNA, 1093 nt
Organism: Leptopilina boulardi
Lineage: Eukaryota; Metazoa; Arthropoda; Insecta; Hymenoptera; Figitidae
Product: splicing factor U2af 38 kDa subunit-like
Exons: 5
Coding region: 118-819 (233 amino acids)
Biological process (GO): mRNA splicing, via spliceosome
Cellular component (GO): spliceosomal complex; U2AF complex
Molecular function (GO): metal ion binding; pre-mRNA 3'-splice site binding
Source: RefSeq, a predicted model, not a curated record
GAAAUUUUCCGUCAUAGAGGGAAAAUUUCCUGACUUUUCCGUCUUUUUGUCCUUGGUGAAUCGCCAUUUUUAUUUUCUGCUGUUUUUUUUACGAAAAAAAAAGAAAAGCCAGGAAGGAUGGCUGAAUAUUUGGCAUCGAUUUUCGGUACCGAAAAGGAUAAAGUAAAUUGUUCCUUUUACUUUAAAAUUGGAGCUUGCCGUCAUGGCGAUCGAUGCUCACGAAUUCACAACAAACCAACAUUCAGUCAGACAUGUUUACUGCAAAAUUUGUACGUGAAUCCACAAAAUUCGGCAAAAAGUGCCGAUGGUUCUCAUUUGGUAUCAAAUGUUUCUGAUGAAGAAAUGCAGGAACAUUAUGACAAUUUUUUCGAAGACGUUUUCCUUGAAUGCGAAGAAAAAUAUGGAGAAAUUGAGGAAAUGAAUGUUUGCGAUAAUCUCGGCGAUCAUCUCGUUGGUAAUGUUUAUAUCAAAUUUCGAAGAGAAGAGGACGCUGAAAAGGCUGUUAAUGAUUUGAAUAAUCGUUGGUUUGGUGGACGACCUGUUUAUGCAGAACUUUCGCCAGUUACCGAUUUUCGAGAAGCUUGUUGCCGUCAAUACGAAAUGGGAGAAUGCACAAGAUCGGGAUUCUGUAAUUUCAUGCACAUUAAACCAAUUUCAAGGGAAUUGCGACGUUAUAUUUAUAGUCGAAAGAAGAGCAGUGGUAGCAGCAAAAGAUCACGAUCAAGAUCAAAAUCACGUGGACGCAGUGAUCGUAGACGUAGAUCUCGUUCUCGAGGUAAAUCCAGGUCACGGGAACGUCGUCGAUCAGGAAGAUAUUGAAUCUUUUUCUCAAAAAAUUUUUUUUUCUUUUAAUUAAAUUUUGUUUGCCAAAUAUUUACAUUUAUAUAUGAUACAAAAUCUUUGAAAAAAAGGCAACUUUUUUUUUUAUUCUUCACACAAUAAAUUUUGUUCAAUUUUUAUAGUGCAAAAAAGAGAAAUAUAUUCUAUAUUUCCAAAAAUUAUGAAUCAUAAUAUUCACUAUGUUUUUCUUGUAGAAAAUGCUUUAAAAAAAAUAAAUUAAAUCACACAUUCUUGUAGAUUUUGUCAUAGGAAA